CGUUACAGUAUAAAAAUAAACAAAAAAAGAAAAAAGUGCAAACACUCCAGCUAAGGUGUUCGGGCGGACACCACGUAAGGACGGGCUUUUCACCGCUGCUUUACAUUUCAAAUAUCCAUUUAUGGGAAGAUACCAGUCAAACAAUGGAAGCACUUUGUAAACGUUUAAAGCUCCUUCUUUUGACCGUCAUUGCAAGAGGUCUGCUGGGAGCAGCACAAAGUAUACCUGGCACUGGAACAUUUGAUUCAAGGAUUAUUGGAGGCUAUGAGGUUAUCCCAAAUUCCAUCAAGUACCAGGCCUCAAUUCAGUUUCUUUCUUCUCACUACUGCGGGGGUACACUGGUCCAUCCUCAGUGGGUCCUGUCUGCUGCCCACUGUAUGAGACCAGCUUUUCUGAUUCAGGUGGUUUUAGGAGAGCAUUCCUUGAAAGUGAAUGAGGGAUUUGAACAAGCAUUCAAUGUCACCAAAAUUAUAGUUCAUCCCUACUACAACCCUUCAACCUUCAACCAUGACAUCAUGCUGUUAAAACUUGACCGCCCAGUUCGAAUUAAUUCAUACGUGCAAACAGCCAGGCUGCCGGAUUACUACAGCACUCCGUCUUUGGGCACGUCCUGUACAGUCAGCGGCUGGGGAGUCACACAAGUCUACAGCUACACUUUGUCCAAAGAACUUCGUGCUGUCCAGGUGCCAAUAAUAUCAUCAUCUGCCUGUAACAUUUAUUAUUCUGGAAGAAUCACAGAAAAUAUGAUUUGUGCUUCAACGAACACUGGUGGCAAAGACUCGUGCCAGGGGGACUCUGGAGGACCUCUGGUGUGUGGAGGGGCUCUUCAUGGCAUCGUUUCCUGGGGUAUCAGCUGUGCAAACGCAAGAUACCCUGGAGUUUACACCAAGGUGUCUAAUUAUGUGUCAUGGAUCGAGCGCGGAACAUCUGAACAGUGACUCUCCUGUACAUAAAAAUUCCACACUGCUAUACAAUAUUGUUAUUGAAUGAAUAAAGAUAAAACAUUUCUCUUUUGAUAAAUUA
Erpetoichthys calabaricus (reedfish) is the source of this 1023-nucleotide messenger RNA. Its product is annotated as trypsin-3. Gene Ontology annotation, molecular function: serine-type endopeptidase activity. The record is from RefSeq and is a predicted model, not a curated record. The coding region runs from base 144 to 938 and encodes 264 amino acids. Gene Ontology annotation, biological process: proteolysis. The transcript has 7 exons. NCBI's taxonomy places the organism in Eukaryota, Metazoa, Chordata, Cladistia, Polypteriformes, Polypteridae.